CAUCAUCAUCACACAACACAAAUCCAAAAAAAAAAAAAAAAUGGCUUCUAACACAAGUUUCCUCUUUGUCACCGUCACUCUUCUCCUUGCCCUCAACGUCUCUGGCAGAACACUCCCGGCGGUGGCGGAUUCCACCAACAUUGCGGAAAGGCUUACCGGAGGAGGACUGAUGCAGUGUUGGGAUGCACUCUACGAGCUGAAAUCAUGUACUAAUGAGAUUGUUCUCUUCUUUCUCAACCGUGAGACCAAACUCGGCUCCGGUUGCUGCAACGCUGUUGAUGUCAUAACCACUGAUUGUUGGCCGGCGAUGCUUACUUCUCUUGGCUUUACAUCUGAGGAAACCAAUGUCCUCCGUGGUUUCUGUCAGUCUCCGACUUCCGGCGGUUCUUCUCCGGCUCCUUCCCCUGCCGAAGUUUGAUAAAUUUUUAUGGUUAUAAUAUAUAGUUUUCUAUGGUAUGAUGAGAACAUGUAUGUUCACUGAUUUAAAGUUUGGAAUAAAAGCGUUUGUGUUUG
Molecule: messenger RNA, 513 nt
Organism: Arabidopsis arenosa
Lineage: Eukaryota; Viridiplantae; Streptophyta; Magnoliopsida; Brassicales; Brassicaceae
Source: the annotation of a GenBank genome assembly